GGUUGGCACUGUCUUUGGACAGCAAGCAUUGCUUGAGCUGAACCUCUACUGUAUCACUAUGUCCCAGAGAUAUAGUUCCAGCAAACAAUACUCUUCCUCCCGAAGUGGAGGAGGAGGAGGAGGAAGUUCAUCCAUCAGAAUCUCAAGCAGUAGAGGCUCUGGUUAUGGGGUUAGCUCUAUUGGUGGAGGCUCUAGCUAUGGCAGCUGCUCAAGAGGGGGCUUUGGCAGUGGAUCAGUAAGGGGCUUUGGAGGAGGAGGAGGAGGCUUUGGUGCUAGCAGCAGCUUUGGGAGUAGCUUUGGUGGUGGUGGCUUUGGUGGAGGAAGCUGUGGUGGAGGAAGCUUUGGUGGAGGAAGCUUUGGUGGGGGCGGUUUUGGUGGGGGCAGCUAUGGUGGGGGAAGCUUUGGUGGGGGAAGCUUUGGUGGAGGAGGCUUUGGGGGAGGCCUUGGGGGAGGCCUUGGAGGAGGCCUUGGGGGAGGCUUUGGUGGAGGUGAUGGAGGGCUCCUCACAGGCAAUGAGAAGGUCACCAUGCAGAACCUGAAUGAUCGCCUGGCCUCCUACCUGGACAAAGUGCGAAGUUUGGAAGAAUCUAACUAUGAGUUAGAGCAAAAAAUCAAGGAAUGGUAUGAGAAAAAUGGCAAUGCCAAUCAGCGAGAACCUCGUGACUACUCUCAUUAUUAUGACCAAAUCAAAGAACUUAAGGAUCAGAUCCUGAAUCUAAGUACUGAUAAUGCUAAUGUGCUGCUGCAAAUUGACAAUGCCAGGCUGGCUGCUGAUGACUUCAGACUGAAGUAUGAAAAUGAAGUGACCCUGCGUCAAAGUGUGGAGGCUGAUAUUAAUGGCCUGCGCAGAGUCCUAGAUGAUCUGACUUUGGCCAAAUCUGACCUAGAGAUGCAGCUUGAGAGCCUGAAUGAGGAACUGGCCUUCCUGAAGAAGAACCAUGAAGAGGAAAUGAAAGAUCUUCAAAAUGUGUCCACUGGAGAUGUGAAUGUGGAAAUGAAUGCUGCUCCAGGAGUAGAUCUGACUGAAUAUCUGAACCGCAUGAGAAGUGAAUAUGAGGCUAUGGCUGAACAAAACCGCAAGGAUGCUGAAGCCUGGUUCAAUGAAAAGAGCAAGGAGUUGACCACAGAGAUUGAUACCAAUGUUGAACAAAUGUCCAGUCACAAAUCUGAGAUCACUGAAUUGAAACGCAGCCUUCAAGCUUUGGAGAUUGAACUGCAGUCACAACUGGCCCUGAAACAAUCCCUGGAAUCAUCUUUGGCAGAGACAGAAGGUCGUUAUUGUGUACAGCUGUCACAAAUCCAGGCUCAGAUCACUGCUCUGGAAGAGCAGUUACAGCAGAUCAGGGCUGAAACAGAAUGCCAGAAUUCAGAAUACCAGGUGCUCCUCGAUAUCAAGAUCCGCCUGGAGAAUGAAAUUCAGACCUACCGCAGCCUGCUAGAGGAAGGAGGUAGCUCAUCUGGAGGUGGUGGCCGUGGAGGAGGCUCUGGUGGUGGAUAUGGAGGAAGCUCUGGUGGUGGAGGAUAUGGAGGAAGCUCUGGUGGUGGAGGAUAUGGAGGAAGCUCUGGAGGUGGAGGAUAUGGUGGAAGCUCUGGAGGUGGAGGAUAUGGCGGAAGCUCUGGAGGUGGCGGAUAUGGUGGAAGUUCUGGUGGCAGUGGAGGAUUCAAAAGUUCUGGAUCCAGAGGAGGUUCAAGUGGAGGACAAGGAGGAAGCACUGGAUCUGGUGGAGAAUCUUCAUCUAAAGGCGGCUCAGCAACAAGGUCAGCAGAACCUUACUGGGAUUUUAAUAGAAGCCAUGUGAUCAAGACUAUCGUUGAGGAGGUAGCCCCUGAUGGUAGAGUCCUUUCAUCCAGAGUGGAAUCAGAGACCAAGAAGCACUACUAGUAAUGAUACUGACAUGGAUGCAUCUUUUUUAGUAGACCACAACAGAUCACAACAUAUCCGGGCAAAGAAAAUCUCCAUCAAUCCUAAUGGUCUUAGACACCUUCUCUCCCUUUAAACAUAAGGUGUCUAAAAGGUUUCUCAUGGUUUCUUCCUAUUUCUUUUCACUUUACCAGAGAGUAUUCUUCAAGGAAAACAAUUCAUAUAGAAUCUCUCUGUUUCUGUUUACUGCAAUACUUCAAUAAACUUUCUUACUGAUGCAAACAA
Molecule: messenger RNA, 2146 nt
Organism: Sarcophilus harrisii (Tasmanian devil)
Lineage: Eukaryota; Metazoa; Chordata; Mammalia; Dasyuromorphia; Dasyuridae
Product: keratin, type I cytoskeletal 10-like
Exons: 8
Coding region: 59-1882 (607 amino acids)
Cellular component (GO): keratin filament
Molecular function (GO): structural constituent of skin epidermis
Source: RefSeq, a predicted model, not a curated record